GUGUCUUAGACACCCGGGAGAGCGACACAGGAGCAAGUGGCUAUGGAGUGGACACAGAUGAAUUUAGAGAUUCAAAGAAAAGAAUUGGUAAAUUGUCCACUGCCGAUGGUAAAGCCUUCGCAGAUCCCGAGGUUCUCCGGAGACUGACGUCCUCUGUCAGCUGUGCGCUGGAUGAAGCUGCUGCUGCAUUGACGCGGAUGAGAGCAGAGAACAAUCACAAUGCAGGCCAAGUGGACAAUCGCAGUUUGGCAGAAGCAUGCUCAGAUGGGGAUGUAAAUGCUGUCCGGAAGCUGUUGGAUGAAGGAAGAAGUGUAAAUGAACAUACUGAAGAAGGGGAGAGUCUCCUUUGCUUGGCUUGUUUAGCAGGGUAUUAUGAAUUGGCACAAGUGCUUCUAGCAAUGCAUGCAAACGUUGAAGAUCGAGGGAAUAAAGGAGACAUAACUCCCUUAAUGGCAGCUGCCAGUGGAGGCUAUGUAGAUAUUGUUAAACUUCUCCUUGUUCAUUGUGCAGAUGUCAACGCACAGUCUUCAACAGGGAACACGGCUCUCACUUACGCUUGUGCUGGGGGCUUUGUUGACAUAGUGAAGGUGCUAUUGAAAGCUGGUGCUAACAUAGAAGACCACAACGAGAAUGGACAUACCCCCUUAAUGGAAGCAGCCAGUGCAGGUCAUGUUGAGGUGGCAAGAGUAUUGCUGGAAUAUGGUGCAGGAAUCAACACUCACUCCAACGAGUUCAAAGAAAGUGCACUUACACUUGCGUGCUAUAAAGGCCAUUUAGAUAUGGUUCGUUUCUUGCUUGAAGCUGGGGCUGAUCAGGAGCACAAAACAGACGAGAUGCACACAGCGCUAAUGGAAGCCUGCAUGGAUGGACACGUGGAAGUGGCACGCUUGCUUUUAGACAGUGGUGCUCAAGUGAAUAUGCCUGCGGAUUCAUUUGAAUCUCCACUCACUCUGGCUGCUUGUGGUGGACACGUGGAGUUAGCAGCUCUUCUGAUUGAAAGGGGAGCUAACCUGGAGGAGGUUAAUGAUGAAGGUUAUACUCCUCUAAUGGAAGCUGCCCGAGAAGGCCAUGAAGAGAUGGUAGCCCUGCUACUGGCACAAGGGGCAAAUAUAAAUGCACAGACAGAAGAAACACAGGAAACAGCUCUUACUCUGGCAUGUUGUGGAGGGUUUUCUGAAGUAGCUGACUUCCUUAUUAAGGCAGGAGCUGAUAUAGAACUUGGUUGCUCAACGCCUUUGAUGGAAGCUGCUCAAGAGGGUCAUCUGGAAUUGGUGAAAUACUUACUGGCAGCAGGAGCUAAUGUUCAUGCCACCACAGCGACAGGAGAUACAGCUUUGACCUAUGCCUGUGAGAAUGGACAUACUGAUGUUGCAGAUGUGUUGCUUCAAGCUGGUGCUGAUUUGGAGCAUGAAUCUGAAGGUGGGAGAACCCCACUAAUGAAGGCUGCGCGAGCUGGUCAUUUAUGCACUGUUCAAUUUCUUAUUAGCAAAGGUGCCAACGUUAACAGGGCUACAGCUAAUAAUGACCACACAGUGGUGUCACUGGCCUGUGCUGGAGGCCACCUGGCAGUUGUUGAGCUCCUUCUGGCUCAUGGUGCCGAUCCGACACAUCGGCUCAAGGAUGGCUCGACAAUGCUCAUUGAAGCUGCCAAAGGAGGACAUACAAAUGUUGUUUCUUACUUGCUCGAUUACCCAAACAAUGUUUUGUCGGUUCCUGCAACAGACUUGUCUCAGCUCACACCUCCAUCUCAGGAUCAGUCUCAGGUUCCACGUGUGCCGGUGCAUACACUUGCUAUGGUUGUACCUCCCCAGGAACCCGACAGAACCCCUCAAGAGAACUCGCCACCUCUCUUGGGAGUGGUGAAAGGUGCAUCCAAGCAGAAGUCAAGUUCCCUGCAGGUAGCAGAUAAGGACCUACUGCCACCUUUUCACCCAUACCAGCCUUUGGAAUGCAUAGUAGAAGAGACUGAAGGCAAGCUGAAUGAACUUGGACAGAGAAUUAGUGCUAUUGAAAAAGCACAACUUAAAUCAUUGGAAUUAAUUCAAGGUGAACCAUUAAAUAAAGAUAAGAUUGAAGAACUUAAAAAGAACAGAGAAGAACAAGUACAGAAGAAGAAGAAAAUAUUGAAGGAGCUGCAGAAGGUGGAAAGGCAGUUGCAGAUGAAAACCCAACAGCAGUUUACCAAAGAAUAUUUGGAGACCAAAGGUCAGACAGACACACCACUUCCCCUGCAGCAUCAGUGCCCACUUACAGGGGUCUUCCCAGAAGUGGAAGCCGAUAAGGGUCUGCCAGAGGAUAACUUUUCAGGGUUACCUCAGGUUGAUACAAUCUUGUCUAAAGAUGAUGAGCGACAAGAGUCUCCACCACCUGCAGAGUUUGUCCCUAUCCAGCCUUUGCCAGCACCACAAUGUAAUUUUUCUGGUAAUUUAGGUUAUAAUGGGACAGAGUCUCUUGAACUUCAGAAAGCAUUAGGGAAUCAGCAGAAUGUAGGACAGCAGCAGCAAAUUGCUGGGCAGGGGCUCUUAGUUCAAGAACCAGACGGAUUAAUGGUUGCCACUCCAGCACAGACGCUUACCGACACUCUUGAUGACCUAAUAGCAGCUGUGAACAGCAGAGUGCCCAGUGGCUCCACCAGCUCCUCGCACACUACUGAAUCCCCUACGCCGGAGCCUUGUUCGCAGGCGUUGAGCAAUGUGCCCUCGCAGUCGGUGCUCCCCAUGUAUCCUUCAGUUGACAUCGAUGCGCAUACUGAAAGUAAUCAUGACACUGCUCUGACCCUCGCAUGUGCGGGAGGUCACGAAGAACUUGUAUCUGUACUGAUAGCACGUGGUGCCAAUAUUGAACAUAGAGACAAGAAGGGUUUUACGCCUUUGAUUCUAGCGGCAACUGCUGGACACGUUGGCGUAGUGGAAAUUCUUCUAGACAAAGGUGGGGAUAUUGAAGCACAGUCUGAGCGCACAAAGGAUACUCCGCUUUCAUUGGCGUGCUCCGGCGGGCGCCAAGAGGUUGUUGAUUUGUUGUUGGCCCGGGGAGCAAAUAAAGAACAUAGGAAUGUGUCCGAUUAUACGCCGUUAAGCCUUGCUGCCUCUGGUGGCUACGUUAAUAUCAUCAAGAUUCUUCUCAAUGCUGGGGCAGAAAUUAAUUCAAGGACCGGGAGUAAGCUUGGUAUUUCUCCUCUGAUGCUGGCUGCUAUGAAUGGCCAUGUACCUGCUGUGAAACUCUUGCUUGAUAUGGGUUCUGAUAUUAAUGCCCAAAUCGAGACCAACCGGAAUACAGCCCUUACCCUGGCCUGUUUCCAGGGCCGAGCAGAGGUGGUCAGUCUGCUUUUGGACAGGAAGGCCAAUGUGGAGCACAGGGCAAAGACUGGUCUCACACCUCUGAUGGAAGCGGCUUCAGGAGGAUACGCAGAGGUUGGAAGGGUUCUCCUUGAUAAAGGGGCAGAUGUUAAUGCUCCACCUGUGCCUUCCUCAAGAGAUACAGCUUUAACAAUUGCAGCAGAUAAGGGUCACUACAAGUUCUGUGAGCUCCUGAUUAAUCGAGGAGCACAUAUCGAUGUUCGUAACAAGAAAGGAAACACGCCUCUGUGGUUGGCAGCUAAUGGUGGCCACUAUGAUGUGGUUCAGCUGCUUGUGCAAGCAGGAGCAGACGUGGAUGCUGCGGAUAAUCGGAAAAUUACACCUCUUAUGUCAGCGUUUCGCAAGGGACAUGUGAAAGUAGUUCAGUUCCUGGUGAAAGAAGUUAACCAGUUUCCUUCGGACAUUGAAUGCAUGCGAUACAUAGCAACGAUAACUGACAAGGACCUGUUGAAAAAAUGUCACCAGUGCGUGGAGACGAUUGUGAAAGCUAAAGACCAGCAGGCUGCAGAAGCAAAUAAGAAUGCAACUAUAUUGCUGAAGGAGCUAGACCUGGAAAAAUCAAGAGAGGAGAGCAGAAAACAAGCUCUUGCAGCCAAAAGGGAGAAAAGAAAGGAAAAGAGAAAAAAGAAGAAAGAGGAACAAAAACGAAAACAAGAAGAAGAUGAAGAAAACAAGCCUAAAGAAACUCUGGAACUGCAAGAAGAUGAUGAUGAAGAAGAAAAUGAUGAUGAAGUGGAGCAAGAAGUUCCUAUAGAGCCUCCUAGUGCAACUACUACAACUACAAUUGGAAUCUCUGCGACUUCAACUACUUUCACAAAUGCCUUUGGGAAGAAGAGAGCUAAUGUGGUGACCACCCCUAGCACAAACAGAAAAAAUAAGAAAAAUAAAACAAAAGAGACUCCUCAGAACAUGCAGAUAAUUUUGCCAGAUCAGCAUAUAUCUCUAGCACAGCAAAAAGCAGAUAAAAAUAAAAUAAAUGGAGAGCCAAGAGGUGGUGGUGCAAGUGGGAAUAGUGAUUCGGAUAACUUGGAUAGCACAGAUUGCAAUAGUGAAAGUAGCAGUGGAGGUAAAAGCCAAGAGCUGAACUUCACCAUGGAUACAAACUCCUCUGAGCGGCGCUAUGCCUCCUUGCUUAUCCCCUCGCAGGAAGAAAAAACGAGCACCUCUGCUUCAAAAACACCAACGAGACUUGAUGGUGAAGGUCAUUCAAAUUCUUUGUCAACUACUUACAAGCCUGUUUCCCUGCCUCUGACCUCUCCAAAUGUAAAACUGAAUCUGACUAGUCCUAAAAGAGGCCAGAAAAGAGAAGAAGGCUGGAAAGAAGUGGUUAGAAGGUCAAAGAAAUUAUCUGUCCCAGCUUCUGUCGUAUCUAGAAUAAUGGGAAGAGGUGGGUGCAACAUCACAGCAAUUCAAGAUGUCACUGGUGCCCAUAUUGACGUUGAUAAGCAAAAAGAUAAGAAUGGAGAAAGAAUGAUCACUAUAAGGGGUGGAACGGAGUCAACGCGAUACGCAGUGCAACUCAUCAAUGCCCUUAUUCAAGAUCCUGCCAAGGAACUGGAAGACUUGAUUCCUAAAACUCAUAUAAGAACACCCGCUUCGAGCAACAAGUCAAUCCAUGCAAACUUUUCAUCUGGAGUUAGCACUGCGACCGCUUCAAACAAGAACUCCUUCCCUCUCGGAGCACCGCCCCUAGUCACAUCACAGUCAUCAACACUAUCUACUUUCCAGCCUACUAACAAAUUGAACAAGAAUGUGUCCGCAAAUGUGCGCUCAUCUUUUCCAGUGUCUCUUCCUCUAGCUUAUUCUCACCCUCAUUUUGCCUUGCUGGCUGCCCAAACUAUGCAACAGAUCCGGCACCCUCGCUUACCUAUGGCCCAAUUUGGAGGGACUUUUUCACCUUCACCGAACACUUGGGGACCAUUCCCAGUGAGACCAGUUAACCCUGGCAGCACAAACAGCUCUCCAAAGCAUAACAGUUCAAGUCGUGUAGGUAGUCAGAACGGAAAUAUUUUACAGACAGAGUCUCCUGGAUUAGCUACAUCUAGUUGUCCUAUUACUGUCUCUUCUGUAGCUGCUUCCACCCAGCCGCUGUGUGUAACCAGUAAUCGAACUCCCUCUUCGGUCAGAAAGCAGUUGUUCACCUGCGUUCCCAAGACGAGUGCUGCAGCGACAGCCAUCUCAACUGUGACGAGCACCUGUAGCACCCUGCCUUCAGCUUCCUCUGCCCCCACAAACAACGGGCAAGUGCCCACAGCGUUUCUGCCAUCUAAUGCUCCACAAACGCAGCAUCCUGCACUUAAAGCGGACUCUUUCUCGGCUGUCUCACCACCCAAAGAGAAGGUGUCAGCACCAGACCAGCCUGUUGCAAAUGCGUGUGCACCGUCUUCAGUUGCAAGCAGUUGCAGUAUGUCAGCUAGCAGCAACUCCGGAGUCACUGAGACUCGCCCGUCAAGCAGCCCUGCACCGCUAAAUAAUGUCCAAGAUGAAGCACUGCCGACCAGCAUGUCAGAGAUCAAUCCUCCUAUGUCGAUGCCUUUUUCUUCCAGCUCAGAAACUGCUCCUUUAAGCUUAGCAUCACCCAGGUCAGCUGUUGCAGAUAAUCAGGACAACAGUAACUUACCUCAAGUAGCUGUACCAGCACCUCGAGUUACUCACAGGAUGCAGUCCAGAGGUUCUUUCUAUUCAGUGGUACCAAAUGCAAACCUCCAUCAAGAUCCUCAAUCUAUUUUUGUUACAAAUCAAGUUCCUUUAACACCUUCUCAAGGUCCACCUGCUGCAGUGCAGCUCUCAUCAGCCAUGAACGUUAUGAACGGUUCUCAGAUGCACAUUAACCCAGCAAACAAAUCAUUGCCUCCUACCUUUGGGCCAGCAACGCUCUUCAGUCACUUUAGUAGUCUUUUUGAUAGCAACCAGGUGCCAGCUAACCAAGGAUGGGGAGACUGUCCACUCUCUACCCGAGCAGCAGCUGACCCAUCUUUCACUGUUCAGUCCACCUUUCUGAAUAACUCUGUGCUAGGACACGUGGAAAACGUGCAUCCUGACAACUCCAAGGCUCCUGGUUUCAGGCCACCUUCCCAACGGGUUUCGACUAGUCCUGUAGGCUUACCCUCUCUAGAUCCAUCCAACAGCUCUACAACUUCUUCUUCAGGUCCUUUGACAGGCUUUUCAGCAAACAUACAAGGAGCACGGGUUUACCUUCAAGGGCCAGCGCCUGUUGGGACUCCCAGCUUUAACAGACAGCAUUUUUCACCACAUCCUUGGACAAGCGCAACAAAUUCAUCAGGUGAAUCUCCUAUUCCAUCAGUUUCCUCAGGAUCAUCUUCACCCCUUUCAGCUGCUUCUGUACCUUCUAACUUGGGCCAGCCAAAAACGGGUAACACCAAUCAAGAUCGAAAGGUGCCCCCUCCUAUUGGGACAGAAAGGCUUGCUCGGAUUCGACAGGGAGGAUCUGUCACUCCUACGCCCUUAGGAACCAACUUCACAGCUCCUGUUGGUCAUAGCGGUAUUUGGUCCUUCGGAGUUAACAGCGUAUCUGAAGGCUUGUCAGGUUGGUCUCAGCCUGUCAUGGGAAAUCAUCCAAUGCAUCAGCAGCUGUCGGACCCAGGCACGUUUUCUCAGCAUCAGCCCAUGGAGAGAGAUGAUUCUGGAAUAGUGGCUCCCUCGAAUAUUUUCCACCAACCUAUGCCAAAUAGUUUUGUGGAUUUUUCUAAAGGCCUGCCCAUUUCUAUGUACGGCGGCACUCUCAUAUCCUCGCACCCUCAGCUAGCGGAUGGCCCGGGAGGCCCCCUCUUUAACGGGCUCCAUACUCCAGACCCUGCCUGGAAUCCCAUGAUCAAAGUUGUCCAGAACUCAACAGAAUGUACUGAUGCUCAGCAGAUUUGGCCUGGCACCUGGGCACCUCACAUUGGAAACAUGCAUCUCAAGUACGUCAACUGAUUUAAGGGGGUCUGUCAUUUUUUAGCCUUGUUUGGGAAUCUUUAUGAUCUUGAAGAACUCUGGGGAUUUUCUGUAAUGUGCCUAAGCAAUUUUAUGUGGGCUGUAACAAUGGAAACUUGAUAGCCCGUUGUAUGAGAACAAAUUGAUUUACCUAUACAAACUGAUUCUGUUCUGCACUUAGUUUAGCCAUUUUGAACUUAAAAAUCAGAUUAAACUAGUGCUUUUGGCUAAACACUCCUGAAUGCUCCUUGUAUGCAGCUGAGGACUAGCUGAUUACCUGAUUUCAACCUUUUAGGGUGGUAAAUACAUGUCUAAUUGUUUACAUACUUAAAAGGAAAAGCCGAGUAAAUUUCCUAGUGGC
This is a messenger RNA of Tauraco erythrolophus (red-crested turaco), 7653 nucleotides long. Lineage: Eukaryota; Metazoa; Chordata; Aves; Musophagiformes; Musophagidae. The record is from RefSeq and is a predicted model, not a curated record.